AUGUCUCGCGUGUGGCAGUGGGUCGGGACUCGGGUGUACGGCGUCACACGGUCGCUCGGCCGCGGGACCACCGCGCGCCGCCGCGAGCGCCGCGCCGUGGCCUCGUUCUCUGGCGAGCCCCAGCACGACCCCUCGCGGCCACUCGCGCCGUUGCAGCAGCUCCGACCCCGCCACUCCGGCUCCCGAGCGCGCGACGAGCACGAGGAAGAGCAUGCGCAUGGGCCAAAAUCAGUUACGCUGCUAGCGAGCAUGCGGAGCCAAAUUUGUUUUUCCCAAAAGGCGGCGGAUUUGAUCCAUGUUGACAGUGCCAUCAAGUCCAUCAAACAGUCGGAACGGUUCGUGAGCGAGGCGGAGCUAAUUCAGCAGCAGGAGCAGAAGAUGCUGGCGGAGGAGCAGAAGAUGAUGGAGCAGGACGCCGGAAGAGACGACGCCGGGAGUGACCAGGCCACCUCACACCUCGACGCGAUGCGUCCGGUCGCCGGGGGCGGCGGCCAGCACGAGGCUGCCAUGCGGGUCAAGGCGAACGAGCAGGCGGCCGCCUUCCUGCAGCAGUCGGGGCAGUGA
Emiliania huxleyi CCMP1516 is the source of this 564-nucleotide messenger RNA. RefSeq lists its product as hypothetical. NCBI's taxonomy places the organism in Eukaryota, Haptophyta, Isochrysidales, Noelaerhabdaceae. The record is from RefSeq and is a predicted model, not a curated record. The transcript has 4 exons. Bases 1 to 564 code for a protein of 187 amino acids.